Messenger RNA from Spirodela intermedia, 360 nucleotides. The record is from the annotation of a GenBank genome assembly. NCBI's taxonomy places the organism in Eukaryota, Viridiplantae, Streptophyta, Magnoliopsida, Alismatales, Araceae.
AUGGCUGCGGGUGAUCUCACCCAUUCUGGUGGCAGUAGCAGUAGGAGUUGGGCCCGCUGUGUUUCUGGGAGCUUUCGUGAGUUGGGGAGCAACCCAUCGGAUUUGUUCCACUCCAGGGGUCACGACGAGGAUGAUGAGGCCGAUCUCCAACGGGCAGCCCUUGAGAGGCUACUCGGGUCGCGGCGGGAGUUUGUACCGCAGAAGUCAGUUGACGAUGAUGCCGUUGAUGUCGCCACUCUCGGCGACCUGGACAAGAAGAUCCUAGUAGAGCAUUUUCCGCAGGUUGUCGAGGAGGAGAAUGAACGACUCCCCCGCCUCAGGAAAAGGAUGGAGAGGUUGAUAUUUCUCUUCACAAUAUAA